This is a messenger RNA of Vespula pensylvanica (western yellowjacket), 5260 nucleotides long. It is a transcript of the gene bs, whose product is annotated as serum response factor homolog. The record is from RefSeq and is a predicted model, not a curated record. The coding region runs from base 303 to 1553 and encodes 416 amino acids. NCBI's taxonomy places the organism in Eukaryota, Metazoa, Arthropoda, Insecta, Hymenoptera, Vespidae. Gene Ontology annotation, molecular function: RNA polymerase II cis-regulatory region sequence-specific DNA binding; protein dimerization activity; DNA-binding transcription factor activity, RNA polymerase II-specific. Gene Ontology annotation, biological process: positive regulation of transcription by RNA polymerase II. The transcript has 5 exons.
GGAAGGAUCGAAUUUCGAAAGGGUGGACUACUUUUUAACGGCGCACGCUCGCCGUGGUGGGGGUAGAUGGCGCGCACGGGCACGCGGAGGCAGCGCUUCGAGCACGUAGGUCAAGUUACGAUAGGACCGCGCGCAUACAGUUCGCGGGGAGCGCUCGUGUAGUGCGCGUUGUUGUCCCGUGUUCCUCUAGAUGAUCGAUCACGUGGGAAGCAGAGCGGCGGUUGGUUUACGCGAUACGGUGGCGGCGAUCGAGCUCGAUCGAGGGGUGCUAUUAGAUAAUAAUAAAUGUGUCGGGCUCCGUGAUGGACAACCCUAGCGGCGGAAGGGACGGUCGUUACGCGAGUCUCGGCUACGGCAUGGGGAUGAUCGGUAGCGACGGUGCCACGGAAAUGUACGGGCGACCGUCCACCUCCCAACUCGGUGCUGCUGCUGCUGCCGCCGCCGCUGCAGCCGCUGCUGCUUCUCAGUUGGGCCAACGUGGUGGCGCCACCAUGAUGCCCGGGGGCGGCCCGACGCCCGGCGUCGCCACGGUCCAGAGCAGAGGCAUCAAGAGGACGACGUCGGAUGUUUGUUAUACCGACGACACUAACGCCAGGCAGCAGGCACUUUCCCAACAGCAGCAGCAGCAGCAGCAGCAGCAACAACAACAGCAGCAGCAGCAGCAACAGGGCAUGACAAUGUCCGAUUGUGUCGCCGAGAAUCUCGAUGAAUCCUUCACGAAUCUCGGACAGCCGAAGAAGUCGCCACCCUCUAAUGGAAAGAAGACCAAGGGUAGAGUCAAGAUUAAAAUGGAGUACAUCGAUAACAAGCUAAGAAGGUACACCACAUUCUCCAAGAGGAAGACCGGUAUCAUGAAGAAGGCGUACGAGCUGUCGACGUUGACCGGUACGCAAGUGAUGCUAUUGGUAGCGAGCGAGACCGGUCACGUGUACACGUUUGCGACGCGCAAACUGCAACCGAUGAUAACGAGCGAAGCCGGGAAAGCGUUGAUCCAGACGUGCCUGAACAGUCCCGAUCCACCGCCUUCCGGUUCCUCGGGAGAUCAACGGAUGUCGGCGACCGGGUUCGAGGAGACCGAGUUAACCUACAACAUCGGCGACGAGGAGCAGAAAGAAGACGGAACGUCGCCUAGAUCGGAUGUCUGCGCAAACGAGAGCGACGGUGAUACGAGCGACGGCGAUUCACCGGUUUCGAAGGAUCUCGCAAAGAAUCAUUCGGGAAAUAUACCUUCGUUCUCCGCUGGAAUCAUGUACCAGAUGCCACAAAGUGUCAUUUAUUCGCCCAGUCCGGGUGUUUUACUCGGUAUUGGACAAAACGGCCAGCCCGUACAAAUUUCACAAGACGGAGGUACGACAACAUCGGUUAAUUCAUCACAAGGAAAUCAACCGUUCAUCACGAUACCGCUGAACGUGGCGAUGAGUGCCGCAGGUCUCUCGUUGCCGGUAUCCUCGAGAACGAGCUUGUCAUCUCCGUCACCGAGAUCACCGAUUUCAGGGUCAGCAUCUUCAGUUGCAUGCGAGUUGCCCUCCGACCUCAGCAAGGACAGAGAGUGACAAAGACGAAACAUAACCGGUGAUGCUCAUAUUCGAGUCUCGCUGUGUCGUAAACCGUCGGAAAACUUUCCGAAGGAAUCUCGAUUCGAGUCUCGAAGACGGAAGGAAAAGAAAAUUCGUGAAGAAAAGAAGAAAAAGAAGAAGAUAAUGAUGGAUUAAGGAAAAACAAAGAAGAGGAAGGCUCGAAGAAAAACGAAACGAAAGAAAUAUCGACAAGGAUGAUCAUGGAUCUUAAAAAUGGCGGCAUGAUCAUGAAGGAACUGAAGAAGAAAUGAAAAGCCGACAAAAUUUAGACUAUACAAACGAGGCCCUGGCUCUUCUUCCUUCAAGUUUUUCGCGAUUAAAAACGGACUAAACGUGACAAGUGAGUCUCUCUCUUUCUCUCUCUUUCUCUCUUGUCUUUUUUUUUUCUUUUUUUUAUCGCUGUGUCUCCCUUUCUUUCUCUCUCUUUCACGCUCUCACUCCCUCAUUCACUCACUCACUCUGUCUUUCUCUUUUCCGCCAUACAUCGAUUUUCUUUCAUCUCGGAGAUCGUCGAAGAAAGAUAAUUCUUUGAUUAUUGUGUCCCUUCGUUCGAGUCUUGGAUGAGUUAUCGCAAGUAGGUCGAUCGUGACACCACUGACGACAACAACGACGAUAACGACGACAACGAUGAUGACAGACGCGCGAAAGCCGCAUACUUUUCUUACGUCCCGAUAUAACUGUUUGAGAUGCGACCAGUCAAAGGCAUGCGACUUUUAAGUCCGGAUCAAAAGAACGAAAAGUAAUAAGGGGGUCGAGAAACUUUUGAUUCGAAUGGAUGUACAUACAUAAGUCUCAAAUUUUAUUGAUCAAUAAUUAAUUUCCCUGAAAUUUUCAGGGGAAGAGAUUAAAAUAUAAUCAAUCGUUGAUUUUUGUAUUCGCGUGAGUUUAUUUCUAAAUAUCAUUGAUCGAGUAUACGAAUUUUCAAAUGCCAAUGAAAAUAUUAAAGAAAUCCAAUUGUAAUAUCGAUUUGAUACGAUAUAUCGAUAUUGAUUUUGCGACAUGAAUCGGAUAAAUCUGGGAAUAAUAAAACAGAUACGUUCGUAAAAAGAUUCAUUUUAAAUUCAUUAAUGAGAUAUAGUUUGCAUCAAAUGUGAUAUGGAAAAAUAAGAUCUAUCGGACAAUAUUAUUUCGAUUCGUAUUCGAGAAAAGAAAUUUAUUUUUGUUGAAAAGCGAGUUAUUAAAUUUCGUAUGUCCAUGAGCAAUCGAUCCUAGGUUCUUCGUAAAAUAAUCUUUCGAAGUCGAUAAAAAUCUUUUGAAGAAACGAAUGAACUAUUAAAUUAAUAAUAAUUAAUUACCGAUUGUUCGUUGAUCAGAAACAAUUUUUAAUUCUUUACGAUGACGAUCAAUGGAGGAAUGAUCUUUUUCUGCAAAAAAAAAAAGUAAAUGCUAUAAUACUCAAAUCAUUUUGUACAACGAUUUGAUUUAUCUUUUUUUUUAUAUUUAUCAAGAUCCAAUUGAUCUUAUAACAAUAGCAAUCCGAUUUAAUUCUCCAUUACUGUUUUCCUUCUCGGCAGUCUUUAUAAGUUCCUAUUUAUCGUUUACCUUAGUGAUGAGAAGAUCUUCGAAGCUUUAAAAAAUGUCGACGACCCGAAUGUAAGUACUUUUUUAUAGACCAGUUUUUUUUUUAUUUAUUUAUUUUUUUUUUUCACCCAAUCAUCAAUAGCAAUAAAUUCUUUUAUACAUUAGGACACUCAAUUACUUAAAAAGAAAACAAGAGCAGAAAUCGAAGAAAGUGCAAUUGAUAAGUAAUUUGUUUGCGUUUUUACGGCCAUGCGUAGUCUUCUUAGAUUAUCAAUAAACAAUAAACAAUACAAUCUUAAUGUUAGCGAUCAAUAUUACCUAAAAAAUUUUAAUCCGUCAGCUGAAAUGUAACUGACUUGAUCGAGUCCGAUACGUCGAUAGUGAUACGCUCGAAUUAACAAGAUAGAACAACGAUCACGCCUUGGUGAGAUCGAUUAAUUAAGAUCAAUUGAGAAAGAUCGUGGAGUGUCAUAUCGAACACCUUGUUUAAACUUCAUUAGCUCGACCGAUCGAGAGGGCUCUGUGCCCUAUACGACAGAUCCAACUCGUGACUCGAUAAAAAGUGCGUGAAAAUGGACGAUUCAUUGAUUUUAUGUUUCAGGACUUUCUGAAAAUAAUACUACAGGGUUACGGUAUAAUCGUUCAAACAACGUAUCUGCAAUUAUUCGAUUCCCAAAUACGCACUGCCAAUUACGAGACUGACACUAUACAUGAUUUCUUAUUGAUGUUGCAACGAUCCUGCGAGAAGAAAGUUGGAUUUUUGAAGUUGGAUCACGAAGAUCGAUCCCAUCCGAAAAAUGUCUAUGUUGAAUAGAUCUUGAUCUCGUAUAGAAAGAAAUUUUGAAAUAGUGAAUCUUAGCAACGUGCGAAAAAAUAAUGUAUAUCCUAUGGAAUUAGGACAAUUUCAAAUAUCUUUCUUCUCGAUCUUUCCUCGAUAUUAAUACGAAUAUCAAAAAUACGAAGAUCGAUGAAGUUAUAUCUGACAAAUUAUAUUCUUUCCUCAUCAACUAUCGAUUUAGAAAAUGAAAUUGUGAAUUCGUAUUCAUAUCUAAUCGUGCUCAUUUAAUCGACAUAACAUUUGACAUAAUGCAAUGUAGACACGCCGAAAAGAGAAAGCAGAUUAUAUAUAUAAACAUAAUUUUAUAUUAUUUUAUGUAGAAUCUUGUCACGAAGUAUGUCAAAUUCAUAAAUAUGAGAAAUAUGGAACGAAGAGUCUUCGUUAAUUUUUGUUAAGGAUAAAUUCGAUGUUUCGAUCUAAUAUUUGAUAUACGAAAGUGAGAUGUGACGUUAAAAUCUAGAUGGGACCGAUGAAAUGAUUAAUCUAUAAAAUCGAUGAUAUUAAUAACGAUUAAUAAUGGUGCUUUCGUCAAAGACCUAUUGAUAAUAAGGAAGAAGUUGAUAUUAUUAAGAAGACCUUGAAGAAAUGGAAAUCGUUGGGUCUUGGACGAUCUUAAUGGUGAUAUAAUAUAUUUGGAUUAUUGCACAUAAAAUAAUAAGACAUGCAACAUCUCAAAUAGCCGAUUUAAAAAAAAUUGAACGAUGUGAUUAUGUUAAAAUAAAUAACGAAAAUAUGAGCAUUUUUAUGGACGUACGUCGAAAUAAAUUUACCUUUUUUUUUUUUCUUUUAUUCGUGAUUUAGUCAUUUAAUAAUAUUAUUAUUAUUAUUAUUUCGUUUUAUUACAUUUGUACGUAUCUUUAUGUAUGCACGUUAAAAGAGAUCUCGUCAUUAGAAGCAGCUAGCAAUAGAUUUAUUCAGAUAUAAAAAAGAAGAAGAAGAAGGAGAAAGGAAUAUCUGUGUACGUGUGUCGUUCAAUACGAAAUACUAGUCAAAACGGCUAGAUUUAGCCUAGUAACGUGCAAUAACGUUGUGAUUAUACAAAAUUUUAAUUGUAUUAAAAUAAUGGUACAUUUUUGAUAGCGCCGAAACUUUACAGAGAAAUAAAUGAUAAAAACAUCGUUUUAUUAACUUUCACAUAUGAAAUUUAUGAAUUAACGAACGAUAUUUAUGUUCGAUUAAAAAAAAAGAAAAAGAAAAAAAGAAUCAAGAAUCCUUAGAAAACUUUGCGAUUUAUGUAAAAGCUUAUUUUUAUAAACUAAUGUGAAUAUAUUAGAAGGAAAUAAAGGAUCGAAGAAUUGACGGUAAGUUGUACCGUUUUACUUUA